Messenger RNA from Podarcis lilfordi (Lilford's wall lizard), 5041 nucleotides. The record is from the annotation of a GenBank genome assembly. Lineage: Eukaryota; Metazoa; Chordata; Lepidosauria; Squamata; Lacertidae.
AUGAGCAGCUGUGUAAGUUACUAUUCUUACAGUUGGAAAAGCUUGAAACAGACUUGUUGUUGUUGUUGUUUAGUCGUUUAGUCAUGUCCAACUCUUCAUGACCCGAUGGACCAGAGCACACCAAGCACUCCUGUCUUUCACUGCCUCCCGCAAUUUGGUCAAACUCAUGCUGGUAGCUUCAAGAACACUGUCCAACCAUCUUGUCCUCUGUCGUUCCCUUCUCCUUGUGCCCUCCAUCUUUCCCAACAUCAGGGUCUUUUCCAGGGAGUCUUCUCUUCUCAUGAGGUGGCCAAAGUAUUGGAGCCUCAGCAUCAGGAUCUGUCCUUCCAGUGAGCAAUCAGGGCUGAUUUCCUUAAGAAUUUAUUCGUUUGAUCUUUUUGCAGUCCAUGGGACUCUCAAGAGUCUCCUCCAGCACCAUAAUUCAAAAGCAUCAAUUCUUCGGCGAUCAGCCUUCUUUAAGGUCCAGCUCUCACUUCCAUACAUCACUACUGGGAAAACCAUAGCUUUAACUAUACAGACCUUCAUAGAAUCAUAGAAUCAUAGAGUUGGAAGAGACCACAAGGGCCAUCGAGUCCAACCCCCUGCCAAGCAGGAAACACCUUCAGAGCACUCCUGACAUAUGGUUGUCAAGCCUCUGCUUAAAGACCUCCAAAGAAGGAGACUCCACCACACUCCUUGGCAGCAAAUUCCACUGUCGAACAGCUCUUACUGUCAGGAAGUUCUUCCUAAUGUUUAGGUGGAAUCUUCUUUCUUGUAGUUUGGAUCCAUUGCUCCGUGUCCGCUUCUCUGGAGCAGCAGAAAACAACCUUUCUCCCUCCUCUAUGUGACAUCCUUUUAUAUAUUUGAACAUGGCUAUCAUAUCACCCCUUAACCUCCUCUUCUCCAGGCUAAACAUGCCCAGCUCUCUUAACCGUUCCUCAUAAGGCAUCGUUUCCAGGCCUUUGACCAUUUUGGUUGCCCUCCUCUGGACACGUUCCCGUUUGUCAAUGUCCUUCUUGAACUGUGGUGUCCAGAACUGGACACAGUACUCCAGGUGAGGUCUGACCAGAGCAGAAUACAGUGGCACUAUUACUUCCCUUGAUCUAGAUGCUAUACUCCUAUUGAUGCAGCCCAGAAUUGCAUUGGCUUUUUAGCUGCCGCGUCACACUGUUGGCUCAUGUCAAGUUUGUGGUCAACCAAGACUCCUAGAUCCUUUUCACAUGUACUGCUCUCAAGCCAGGUGUCCCCCAUCUUGUAUUUGUGCCUCUCAUUUUUUUUGCCCAAGAUUGAUUGGCCCAAGAUUGAUUGGCAAGAUGAUGUCUCUGCUUUUUUCAUCACCACAAAAAGCAGAGACUAGUUGUAUAGGCUUCCUAAGGCAAGGUAGCAUUAUGAGGCAGUUUUCUGCCAGCUGUAGGUUGAUGUACAAUAUCAACUUAGGGCAAAUUAUUAUGAGUUGACUUACACAUUGGUUGACCACCACGCACAAUAAAAAAAAUGAGAAUUUGUAACCAAAUUGAUUAUUCAGAAUAUCAGCCUGCCAAGCAGCCUUUACAAAGCCUGAAUGGAGAACUUAUGGACUUUCAGAUGCCAUUGGACUACAUAAUCUCUAGCCACUGGUCAUGCUUGCUGAGUUGGAGUCCAGUGGCAGCUGAAGAACCACAGAUUACAUAUUGUUGUUUUACAGAGACACACUAAACAUAAUGAACCUACUAGGCACAUCCAAAUGUACAGAUGUACGGAAGUGUUUCUCAGCAGAACUGCCUCAAAACUUGAAUGGAUUUUCUUUGGAUGGGUAUGUGCUCUGAAAUAGAUGGAUAUAUAAAAGCUAACCUGCACUUAGCAUCUGUGAUGAGCUGCUAAUUCGAGCAAUAGGGAAUCUAGAGUCUUCUCCAAACAUAUGCAAACAUUACAAUCUUCUCACUGCAAAACCUGCAUUGCUAACACAAGCCGAGGAACGACCAGCUGUGACAAUCAGCCCAUUUCAUUUUCAAAUUACAUCCUUUGGUCCAUUAAUUAAUCCUGAACUCUGGGAGCUAAGGAUUUACAGGUGAAACUCAGAAAUUUAGAAUAUCGUGGAAAAGUUCAUUUAUUUCAGUAAUUCAACUUAAAAGGUGAAACUAAUAUAUGAGAUAGACUCAUGUCAUGCAAAGCGAGAUAUGUCAAGCCUUUAUUUGUUAUAAUUGUGAUGAUCAUGGCGUACAGUUGAUGAAAACCCCAAAUUAACAAUCUUAGAUAAUUAGAAUAUUAAAUGAAAUCAGCAAAACAAGGAUUGCAAAUAGAGCAAUAUUGGACCUCUGAGAAGUAGAAGCAUGCAUAUGUACUCAGUACUUGGUUUGGGCCCCUUUUGCAUCAAUUACUGUUUCAAUGCAGCGUGGCAUGGAUGCUAUCAGCCUACGGCACUGCUGAGGUGUUAUGGAAGACCAGGAUGCUUCAAUAGCAGCCUUCAGCUCUUCUGCAUUGCUUGGUCUCAUGUCUGUCAUCUUUCUCUUGGCAAUGCCCCAUAGAUUCUCUAUGGGGUUCAGGUCAGGCGAGUUUGCUGGCCAAUCAAGCACAGUAAUCCCAUGGGCAUUGAACCGGGUUUGGGUACUUUUGGCAGUGUGGGCAGGUGCCGAAGUCCUGCUGGAAAAUGAAGUCAGCAUCCCCAUAAAGAUCGUCUGCGGAAGGAAGCAUGAAGUGCUUCAAAAUCUCCUGGUAGACGGCAGCAUUGACCCUGGACUUAAUGAAGCACAGUGGACCAACACCAGUUGAUGACAUGGCUCCCCAAAUCUCUUUUCUGAUGAGAGCAGCUUUUGCAUCUCAUUUGGAAACCAAGGACCCAGAGUCUGGAGGAAGAAUGGGGAGGCACACAAUGCCAGAUGCUUGAAGUCCAGUGUGAAGUUUCCACAAUCUGUGUUGAUUUGGGGAGCCAUGUCGUCAGCUGACACUACAGUAAAAUGGAACUCGCAUGCCUACAAUGAGAUGUGCAACUGCUGCAGGGAUUUUUUUUUUUAAAAGAAGGUAACAAGUUUGCCGCUGCAGUUCAAAGCAUUGGACAAUAUAUUUGUCAAUGUAACAUCCAUGCUGCACGCACUGGGGUUACUUCUAAAGGAUAGACUGGUUGUUCACACUGGGAAAAUGAAAUUGGGGAACAUAUUCUGCCAGUUCAGGGUGGAGGAAUGAAAACACCAGUGGCACAAGGGAUCAGCACACCUGGCUGUUAACUAGAAGAUUGGUGGUUCGAGUCCACCCAGGGGCGGCUGUGGGCAGGAUCCCUUCCAACUCUAGUGUUUGAUGAUUUUACAUUCUCUCACACACAGAGAGAGGGAUGGAAAAUCAAUUAUUUUAAACCAAUCUAAAGUUUCACCCCAAUUUUUCUGUGUAAGUGCUGCAGGGAUGUGGAUGCAGCUGCAUCAAAGAGUGUUCACACAUCAGAUAGUUGAUGCUAAGGUUUUUUAAAAAAAAUAAUAAUAAUUUGGUGCUAGGUUGAAAGUUGUGGACAUGUGUCCUAUAAGGAAGAAAAUCUGGAGCGGUACUGAGUACAGAAUGUUUGAAGAAAGCUAAGCUUUUGCGUCUCUGCAUUCUCAUUUUUAAGAACAAAGUACACUCACGUUUCUCACGCAGUUUUACAACAGGAUUAUAAAUCCAGGUCCAUGUCUGAACCUAAGUUGCUUCGGAGACCUUUGUCCCCAAAGGGGAAGACUGAACGGGCUGGACCAAGCAGAAAAGGCCGAAAAGGUAAUGUGGCACAAUGGGUAACCUGAGAUUGGGCAUACCAUUGAUUAACCAUGGUCUAUUCAAUGGUUUGAGGGACGCGGGUGGCCCUGUGGGUUAAACCACAGAGCCUAGGACUUGCCGAUCAGAAGGUCGGCGGUUCGAAUCCCUGCGACAGGGUGAGCUCCCAUUGCUCGGUCCCUGCUCCUGCCAACCUAGCAGUUCGAAAGCACGUCAAAGUGCAAGUAGAUAAAUAGGUACCGCUCUGGCGGGAAGGUAAACGGUAUUUCCGUGCGCUGCUCUGAUUCGCCAGAAGCGGCUUAAUCAUGCUGGCCACAUGACCUGGAAGCUGUACACCGACUCCCUCGGCCAGUAAAGCAAGAUGAGCGCUGCAACCCCAUGGUCGGCCACGACUGGACCUAAUGGUCAGGGGUCCCUUUACCUUUUAUUCACUGGUUUACAACUUGAAACUUGGGCAGUGCUCUUCUGGGCAUCUAUGCCAAUAAUGAGUCCACUGUGAUCAGUGGAGCUCAUUUCUUAGUAUGGAGGGAGGGGUGUCUGAGAAGAGAGUUCUCCCACCACUAUAGUGCCUUCUCUCCAAAAACACUCAAGGAAGGCACAAAGCACAUACUGCUCAAGUGUCCUGAUUUAAGUGGGACAUCCCGGAAUUACAGAAGCCAUCCCUGCUUCUGACUGAAUCCUAGAAUGUCCCAUUUUUGGGUUCAGCACUCUGGUGCAAGUUAGCGGGCUCGUGCCAGAGCACUGAACCCUAAAGUGCUCAUUUUCUGGUCUUGCGCCACAGCACUGGACAAAAAUGAAAAUGUUUGUUUUCUGGUCUCAUGCUCCAGUCCAAGCUUGCCGGCUCCUGUGACAGCUUGGGACCGAAAAAAUUAAGUGUCCCAAUUUGGAUCAGCCAGAUGUUGGAGGAUAUAAAAGCAGGACUGAAGAGAGUGGCUUGAGCCCCGACAGAGGCCUAGACAGUUGCAUUUGGGCCCAUGAGCCUGAUAUUCCCUAUCUAUGCUUUAACCCAGCACUCUUAACAAACUGCAAUUUCCCAGAGAGUGCCAUUUUCUGGUUUGCCUCAGGCAGCAAAAUGUCUUGGGCCAGCCCUGCUUUUCACUUCUUCAAAAGGCAUUGCAAAUUACUGUCUUUUUUUAAUAAGGAAGCAAAAUUCCCUCUCCACACCCAAGGCUGAGUUAAUUCUAUUUAGGAAACAUUAGUUUGCACUUUAAAUAGCCUGACUUUUCUUUUUGUGUACAACUGUCCUAUUUCAUUACAGGUGCUCAUGAGGAAGAUACAAAAUUCAAAGGAAAACAUGGCACUGAUUAUGGCCAGCUUCAUUUGCCUGAGAAGAGCCAAGCAAUUUGUUUGA